GAAGUAGACAUCAGCAGUGUAAUCUGUCGGCUCUGUUCUUGUGCUGCGAGUGAAUUGUAUGGGAAACGUUUUGGGACACGUCGAUAUAUAAACGCAUAAAAUGCCCAAGAGCUCCAAGAAAAAGAAAGAAAAGGCAGCUGAUUUUUCGAAAGCCAAGCUUAAACUUGGUAAAGGAAAACAAUUAGCCAGCAAUGUUAUUGAUACCUCAUUCAAGGCUCGGACCAUUGCUUUACCUACACAGAGUAUCGCCACAGAAAAAGAUGAUACCAUACCCACCACUAGGAAGAGACUUUCUUUCGAUGACCUCAUAUCCCAUCUGGGUCAUUACAGCGCUGGGGUGCGCAAAGACGCCAUCUUUAGUCUUAAAGAACUCUUUGAGGCAUAUCCACAGAUCAUCGAGAAGUCGUUGACAACUUUCCUGAAUGCCAGUGUGCGUUUGAUAGGAGACGAGGACUCCAGCGUACGAGAAACUUUACUGCGUUUUCUAGACUGGUUCCUCCUAUUGGUACCAACAGUACGACUUGAAAAACUCUUACCAUAUUCAUCACUCAUCCUUCUAUUCACCACUUCCGCUCAAACUAACAUCUUCCCCGAGAUCCGCAUCGACGCCGUACGAUUCUUAGACCUUUUCCUGAAUGUUUUCCCCCAGAAUGUUGUAGCAGGAUGGAUGGGAAACGGGACCGGGCACGGCAAACAGGUUUUAGAGGGAUAUCUAGGGAUACUAAGUGCAGGGUCUAAAUAUGAUAGCGCCGACAGUGGUGUCCAAGCCACAUCCACUGCCAGUGUUGUUCUUUCGUCCAAGUCCAAAGCACUGGUACUGAACUCCUUGUCGACUUUUCUCAAAGUGGCUCUCUCUAUAACCCAUCACACUGGGAGUUCAGACAGUGAUUACCUACCGACAUGGUAUUUUCUCCCCUCUUUUACCACAGGUGAAGCUUUCCGAUCAUAUGAUCAGUUCUUCCGCCCGGGUUCGUCAUCAAGCACACACAGACUCUGGAAACCAGAAGUCGAGCUCGAGUCAUUCGAUGAAGAUUUUUGUUAUAGCUAUGUAGCAGCAACGGACCCUCUCGUUCCCGAAUGGAAUGUGCAGAUAUUAAAUGAGCUACCGGAUGUAACCAUGAGCACCGAAGGCAACAAUCUGCACCCAUCCAUCGACCCGUCUUUUGUAGUCCACUUAGCACGAACGCUUCACGACACUCUAUUAUCAACUUUCCUUGAUUGCGCACCUUCAGUGUUCUCUCCGAGCUCAAAUCCACCAGAUGUAGAGGUUACACUCGUCAAAGCUACUGUAAAGAUCACAUGUACGCUUUACAGAGUAAUUCUACAGCAGUCAACAGCCGUACCAGCAAUGUGUAAUGAAUUGAAAACAUUGCUCGGUUUUAUGACACCUUAUUUUCCAUUCAAACCUGCGCAUCGAGAUAUGAAGAUGGAACAGGUUUUUCAAGACCUUAACAUAAUAUAUUGCGAACUUACAUCAUUACUCAACAUUUCGUCGCACUGGCGUUCUCCGGAGUCCAAUCAACGUAAAAAUCUUGGCCGAACAGGGCGCAAGGGAAACACAAAACGCGAUGCAUUCCAUGGCUUGUCACAAACGCCUGAUAGAAAAUUAUCCAUGCAAGCUCAGGCUGUCAGCUCAUACAUCAUCCAAUUGUUGCAAUGCGACUUUACCUCGAACGCACUCGCUCGGCCGUUAACUACCACGGCGUAUGCUGCAAUAUUGCCAACAAUCUGGUCGUUGCUCAAUCAGCCUGUAGGGUUACAUUCUGAACAGGAAGCAACAUCGAUACCAGAAACGGUGUUGAGCGCGACACUUGAACACGCAAUGAAGACUUCAUCAAAAGCUGCAGUAAAAAGGUGGACGAUUGAAUUCAUUGCCCGUAUUUCUCUUUUGGAGACAGAUGCUGGAUAUAAGGGCAACUUGGGAGCUCUUUUCCGAAAUCAAAAACAAAAACACGAAGAGUGGAUUCUUCAUCUCCCGCAAACAUUAUGGGAAAUUGGAGCCAAUGAUCUUGUCACUUCCGAGACUAUCAUUCGUUUCCUCUUGCGUCUAUGUCAGCGCAGACGGGCUCACAUGUCGUACGAGCUCGUCUCAGCAAUUCACUCGCGUCUAAUACCUUACUUCGGAUUUAUGCAUGCUGUGCGUGGCCGCAUUCCUGGCCCAUAUACAAAAAUACCAUCCACUUCCUCGUCAUUGCGAAGACUUUCGGGCACGGAUCAACAAUCGGAGGGGUGUGACACUAUUUGUCAAGCAGCAGAAGCGGCUGUCAGAGGCACGCCCGAGGAGGCAUAUUGGGCACAGCUGAUUAGUAUCAUAGUAACUGAUAAAUGAAAUAUGUUAGUUGACGGCU
Messenger RNA from Serpula lacrymans var. lacrymans S7.9, 2348 nucleotides. RefSeq lists its product as uncharacterized. Gene Ontology annotation, cellular component: nucleus. Gene Ontology annotation, biological process: rRNA processing. The record is from RefSeq and is a predicted model, not a curated record. Lineage: Eukaryota; Fungi; Basidiomycota; Agaricomycetes; Boletales; Serpulaceae. The coding region runs from base 101 to 2329 and encodes 742 amino acids. The transcript has 15 exons.